Messenger RNA from Zea mays, 989 nucleotides. Its product is annotated as eukaryotic translation initiation factor 4G. The transcript has 5 exons. Gene Ontology annotation, molecular function: structural constituent of chromatin; DNA binding; protein heterodimerization activity. Bases 1 to 765 code for a protein of 254 amino acids. Gene Ontology annotation, cellular component: nucleosome. The record is from RefSeq and is a predicted model, not a curated record. Lineage: Eukaryota; Viridiplantae; Streptophyta; Magnoliopsida; Poales; Poaceae.
AUGGCAAAGAAAGGCCAAUAUGUGAAAAGUCAAGGUUUGGUUGACAUGAACAAACCUCCUGAAAUGAUAUCUGGCAAUAUGAAGCCAUGGUCAGCAAACUCGUUUGAAAGAAAAGACCUGGAAAGGGAACUCUUGGCCAAGCUUUUGGUGUACUUGUGCACAGCUCAAGAGCACUUGCUGAGCCAGAGGCAGCUACUCCAGGGGUUCCAACAUGUUCUAUCUACCUUGGAGGAUGUCGUGACCGAUGCGCCGAAAGCGACCAAGUUCCUGGGCCAAAUAUUUGCUAGAGUCGUACUGGAAGACGGGAUCUCGCUGACGGAGGGAGGAGGGCUCCUGCAGGAGUGGGAUGGCAGGGAAGAGCCAGCAGGACAGCAUGCCCUGGAGGACAGCCUCGCAUCCGAGGAUCUGGGGAGCAUGCUGGAGUCCAUCAGAGUGGAGAGGGCCAAAUAUUCACUGAUGUGCUUUCAGUUCCCUGUUGGACGUAUCCACCGUCAGUUGAAGCAGAUGACUCAGGCAAAUGGUCGUGUUGGUGCCACCGCAUCCGUCUACUUAGCUGCCAUCCUGGAGUACUUGACUGCCGAGGUUCUGGAGCUGGCUGGGAAUGCUAGCAAGGAUCUGAAGGUGAAGCGUAUCACCCCUCGCCAUUUGCAUCUAGCCAUUUGUGGAGACGAGGAGCUGGACACCCUCAUCAAGGGCACCAUCGCAGGCGGAGGUGUCAUACCGCACAUUCACAAGUCCCUGAUCAACAAGUCAUCCAAGGAGUGAAGACUAGGGGAUGUGCAUCUUUAGUUUAAACUGGACUUCUGUGCGCUCCUGGGCGAGUCCUUGUUGUCCUAUAGGUUUUAGUUGAGCUGUCAGGUUGGAGCACCUCUGUGUAACGCUUGCCUGGUACUGCUUCAUCAGUUAUUUGGUUAUUGUGUUUGUGUUGAGUUGUUAACUUCAGGGGUGCAAACCUGGAUGCUUAUUUAGUUAUGUGACUACUGCUAUUC